AUGGCGGACUCCUUACUGCUGCUCAAGAGGGUUCCCUCCCGCCACACGUGGCUGCGGGCUCGCAAGGCCCGGCCCCAGCUCAUCCUCAGCCGCCGGCCCCGCCGCCGGCUCCGGAACCUGCGCUGGCGCAGCCGAAGACGGCUUCGGCGACGGCUGCUGCAGGCCCAGGCAGCCGGCGCGGACUGGCUGCAGGGCGGCUGUCUGGUGUCCGGCGCCGCGGCGCUCCAGAGGCUGAAGACCUCGGCCCGCAGGCGGGCCUCCAGCCCCGAGCCGGCCGAAGACCCGGUCCCGAGUGGUCCUGCGAUCCUCCCCAUCCCGCCAGUGCGGCCAGCUGGCUCGGGCCGCGCUGUCCUGUUGCUGCCGCUGGGGCAGGGCUUUACUUUUAGUGGGAUCUGUCGUGUGACCUGCCUCUAUGGCCAGGUGCAGGUGUUUGGUUUUACCAUCAGCCAAGGCCAGCCUGCCCAAAAUGUCUUCUCUACUUAUACCCACUCUCGCCUGACCAUCAAUGCUGUUCAUUAUUCAGUGCAUGAGAAAAGCAAGAAGGAGAUGAAGAGAGAAGCCCGAGUUCUGCUCAGACCUUAUCUGAACCAAGAUGACAGAUAUUGUUUGAUGAGCAGUUUUUCUCCUCUGUGUUCCAUCGUGUUGCUGGAACGUCUGAAAACCUCCACUGUGAACUUCAUAAUCAGCCAUCCAGGUUUAUCUUACAUUUUCGUACAAGAGGUCCGGACUUUCCAGAUUAACUCUGAGUAUUUUGCCUUGAGAUCUGUGGGUAUUAGAAGAGAGAAAAAAAAAACCGGCUUGCGUUUAACGGAGAGCGCCUUUGCAGCUGUGGAAGAGUUAGUGAGCAUUUCUAGCGAAGAAGCAGACAGCUGCCCUGUCAUUCUGGUUUGUGGCUGCCAGGACAUUGGAAAGUCAACAUUUAAUAGAUACCUCAUUAACCAGCUGUUAAAUAGUAUAUCCUGUGUUGAUUAUUUGGAAUGUGAUCUGGGGCAGACAGAAUUUACUCCUCCGGGUUGCAUUUCUUUGCUUAAUAUUACAGAACCAGUUCUAGGACCACCUUUCACCCACCAGAGGACGCCCCAGAAAAUGGUCUAUUAUGGGAAAACUUCUUGUAAAAACAACUUUGAAAACUAUAUUGAGGUAAUAAAGUAUGUUUUCAGCUCCUACAAGCGAGAGUCCCCUCUUAUCAUCAACACCAUGGGCUGGGUGGCAGACCAGGGUCUCUUGCUUCUCAUUGACCUGAUCCGCCUGCUGUCACCCAGCCACGUCGUCCAAUUUAGCUCGGACCGGAGUAAAUACAUGCCGGACCUCACCCCUGACUUCGUGGACGACAUGGACGGGUUGUACACAAGACGCAGGUCCAGAGUCAGAAACAGAGGUUUCCACCUGCCUGAAUUUGCCGAGAGUUUGGAGUUUGCUGACGAAGAAAAAGAAAGUCCAGUUAUGUCUACAGGAUACAAGCUGAUGUUCGUGAAGUCGGAGUUUGUGACUGGAAAAACGUCCAGGAAUAGAGAAUCACAUAAUAGAGUCCUUCGUGAGCUGGCGGUGCUGGGUUACCUGAGCCAGUUGCAGCCCCCAGUGCCAAAGCCACUGCGUGCCUUACACGGUCUGACCCCCUAUCAGGUCCCUUUCAAUGCCGUUGCGCUCCGGAUCAUCCAUGCUGACGUGGCCCCCACCCACAUCCUGUACGCUGUGAACGCCAGCUGGGUUGGGCUCUGCAAGAUCCUGGAUGACGUCAGGGGAUACGCCAGCGGGCCCAUCCUGCUUGCCCAGAGUCCCAUCUGCGAUUGUGUGGGGUUUGGUAUUUGCAGGGGGAUCGACAUGGAGAAGAGGCUUUACCACAUCCUCACUCCCGUGCCCCCAGAGGAGCUGAGACACGUGAACUGUCUGCUGGUUGGAGCCGUGUCCAUCCCACAGUGUGUUCUCAAGAGCCAGGGUGGGCUCGAAGGGACCAUACCUUAUGUCACGACAGAUUAUAAUUUUAAGCUUCCUGGAGCAUCAGAGAAGAUUGGAGCAAGAGAAAGUGGGGCAACGUAUAAAGAGAGGGGACAUCCCAAACCUAAGUUUUAUCGAAAAACAUACUGAUGUUCUUAAUACAGGAAGGACUUUCCUCCCAGAAAGCUUGACCAUCUCCAGCCUGACAUCAGUGGACGAUGGGGUUCUGUGACCAUGAACAGAACAGCGUGCUUACGUAGCAAACUGCAGUGUCUCCUACGUAGCUCAUGGAUGCAUUUAGAGUACGUAUACUCUUUAAUCGACAUGACAGAGGUUUUCCCUAGUCUUCUGUUUCGUUUUCUAAAGGAAUCAAGAAGCAGGGACGAGUUCGUGCACCACUGAAACAGAACAUGGUCGAUUCCUCAUGAAGUUUUAGGGAAAAGCAGGACAUCUGGUGGGAUGGAAAACAUAGAAGGGUACAGAGUUGCCCUGUGGUCCUUGCUUUGGGGGUGCUUCCAGCCCUGCUCACUGGAUGCUCCCCAGCCUCUUCCAUACACAUGGGUUGAGGAUUAUGCUUAUAUUUGGUGUUAAAUUUAUUCAAGGUUUCAUAGAUAAAAGUUUGCCUCAAGAGCCCUUCAAUUUUAAAAAUCGGAUGCUGAAAAAUUUUACCCUGAAAAAAUGCUCUCAAACCCAGGAAGCCUGUCCUGGGGCCUCUUUAAUACUCGGUUUGUCCUGAUUGACUUCUUAUCUGAGAUGGAAAAUGCACAGUGAGCAGAGCCGGAAACCAGGCUGUUUGGACCAAGGCCCAGCGGAGCGGCUCCUGCUAUUGGUUUCGGUGGUGGUGCUGGACUCCCAGGGGCUUCAGAGGAAAUGGUGGGCCCUCCUUCAUCUUCUCCCUGGAGUCAGCAUUCUUUAACCUCCAGGGUUGGAAAUGGUUUGGUAAACAGGCCGGCCAGUUCACAUCACAUCAUGUUUGCGUUUAGGACCCUGAGAUGCCUACAGAAGCAGCAUUUCGUCCUGGUGCUCUGAAUUCCAGCUUCUGAGCAGGACACCUCGAAAGACCACUGUUAGGAUGAGGGUUUUUACUGUUUACGUCCAUUUAAGGUGUUGAUCAUCAUUGUCUUCAGCGUUCUGGGGGCCGAUCCCUCAUCUCGUAGAGCCCUUGUCACCCUCCAGAAUCCGAUUUGAAGUCUAGUUUCUCAGUUGCAUCUUAUUUAUAUCUAAGUUUAACUUGUACAUACAAGUUCUAUCUUGGCCUUGCAGCGACUUUUGCAGUCAAUCCACCAUCAACUUUUUGCCUCCUUCACAAGCUCCUAUAUCUUUACAGUGAUGCUUAGGUCUUUAGCAGUCUUGGGAAGAAUGAAGGUGGUGAUCUGUCAUUCACGUUUUCAUUGAAUCCUGUCUUGCUGGUAGGCUGUUUCCUCCUGGGCUUUAAGGUUGCCGGUCAGUCCCCAUUGGUAAGGAAAACAGUGUUGCCACUAGAGGGAGCUGUCAGCCAUUGGUCAGCGGCCAUGCAGGGCUGGAGAUGGUGGAGGAGCCCCUGGAGGCCUUUCUCAGCAUCUAGAGAUGCUGGAAACGGCCCUGUGGUCAGCUCCUGGGUGUGCCAGUCAGAAUGGCAACCGUGCAAACAUCCUGGGUGUUGGCCCAUUGGAUAAUCAGUGUUGAUGGUUCAGGCUUCUGUCAUUCCCACGGUGUGUGUUGCUUCAGGAUGGCCAGUGAGGGCUCUGUGGUGGAGAUAUGCUUGACAAAAACUCCUGGGACCUCCCUAGUGGUCCAUUAGGAUGCUGUGCUUCCGUGGCAGGGGGCAAGGGUUCAAUCCCUGGUCGAGGAACUAAGAUCCCACAUGCCGAGUGGGAUGUGAAAAACCAAACAACUCUUAGUCAUUUCUGUGUGAUUUUCAAAGCAGUACAUAACUUAUUUUAAGAAAAUCAAAGGAAUAUAUGACUUAGAACAUGGAAACCCUCAGUCACUGAUUUUGUGGUUUGUUAAAAUCAGUUCUUCAGACCUGUUUUUAGGACAGGUAAACAUGAAAAAUUGAAAAAAAUCCUCCAAUUUUAGGGUUGAUUAAAUUUUGUGAAGAAAAGUAGUUCUGUUGUUCCCAUCCAUCCCCAGGUAGGUCUUGGGGACAGGAACCAGUUUGUCCUUGGAGACCCCAGUGCAGAACUAAAGACUGAGAAAGGGGAGAGGAGUAGGUGAGUUAGCCUUGGGAUCAACUGGAGAGGAUAUGGGGGUGGAGAGGACAUGUGGUGAGGCCCCAGCUGAGCCAAGGGGCACCCUCUUGCCGAUACCAGGACCCCUGUGAUGGGCAGGUCCUCACAUUCGUGAACACUCAGGUCUCUGCCCGGAAGAUGGCGUGAGGACCAGGUGACGCGGGAUGGUGGUUUUUAGAUUGACUGCUCAUUCUUUCCCUUAGAUUUGGGUGAGGCCGUGUGGCUGUUACCAUAGCAGGCUGUGAUGGAGAUCCAGGUCCAUGUCCUGACUGGGCCACCAGCUGGCAGUGUAGCUUUGAGGGGUGUUUCGCUUGAGCCUGUGACCUUUGAGACAGGCGGGUGGCGCUACUCUUGGGGUCCCCGCAUGAGGAAGGCAUGACAUGCAUCCACAGCAGGCCUAGCAGUAACUCCUGGCCUGUGGCCUGUCUCUGGCUGGGUUGUAAAUCCUAGCAGACAGGAGGAAGACUGUGUUCCUCAGAGUCACUUUGGGUCGGAGCAGAAACUCAGUGUUCGCGUCUGAAAACAUCUCGCCGCGGCCCCCCAGUCAGUGGCACCGUCCUUCCUGCUAUGGGUCCUGCUCAGGCUCCCACCCGUCACCUGCCCCUGGGAGUUUUUCAUAAGCCCCACUAUUGCUUUUAAAAUCAUGCAGUCAGCUCACCUGUGUAGGAAACAAUCCUGAAGUCACCACCGUGUUACCACUGUUAACGCCGUGACCCUGUCUCACCCAGUAUUUUUCUAAAUUGCACAUGUGCGUUUGUAUGUUUCACAAACCUGUUUGUCCAAUUGUAUGUAUGGUUUCUA
Molecule: messenger RNA, 4946 nt
Organism: Budorcas taxicolor (takin)
Lineage: Eukaryota; Metazoa; Chordata; Mammalia; Artiodactyla; Bovidae
Gene: NOL9
Product: nucleolar protein 9
Exons: 12
Coding region: 1-2085 (694 amino acids)
Biological process (GO): cleavage in ITS2 between 5.8S rRNA and LSU-rRNA of tricistronic rRNA transcript (SSU-rRNA, 5.8S rRNA, LSU-rRNA)
Cellular component (GO): nucleus
Molecular function (GO): polynucleotide 5'-hydroxyl-kinase activity
Source: RefSeq, a predicted model, not a curated record